AUGAGUUGCGCAGUGGUUUCAGGUUCCGAAACUCGCUUUCAUUUCUGCUCAAAACCCAUCAAACCCACGAAAAAUUGCCUUACUGAAAAUGUUUCAAUUAUUUCCUUUCGUUCCCAGUUGACAGAUCAUUGGAUUCAAUUCAAAACUCCAUCUGGGAUUCAGAGAAACCCAGCCAGCAGGGCCAAUUUUAAGGCAUUUUACGCUUCAAAGCAAAGCACAGACAGUUUCUAUGAUGUGUUGGGAAUUAAAGAGAGUGGAACAAUUUCUGAUAUAAAGAAAGCUUAUAAACAAAUGGCAAGAAAAUAUCAUCCUGAUGUGUCUCCACCAGAACGAGUUGAUGAAUACACCAGGAGAUUUAAACUGGUUAAAGAGGCCUAUGAAACCCUUUCUGAUCCACACACCAGAGCUUUGUAUGAUCAAGAUUUAGCUAACGGAUCGGGCUUCAAUUUUUCUUCUGGAAGAGGAUAUGAACAUCACCAGAGAUGGGACGAGAGAAGGGAGUGGAAAAUGAGGUGGCAAUCUCAACUAAGUGAAUUGAAGGAAAGGAAAAAGGAUUCAGGAGGAAGAAUGUCUUGGGGAGCUCGAAUGCGCAGCCGAAGACGAAACAAUUCAGAGUAG
Molecule: messenger RNA, 618 nt
Organism: Fraxinus pennsylvanica
Lineage: Eukaryota; Viridiplantae; Streptophyta; Magnoliopsida; Lamiales; Oleaceae
Source: the annotation of a GenBank genome assembly